Molecule: messenger RNA, 459 nt
Organism: Gavia stellata (red-throated loon)
Lineage: Eukaryota; Metazoa; Chordata; Aves; Gaviiformes; Gaviidae
Gene: RGS21
Product: regulator of G protein signaling 21
Exons: 4
Coding region: 1-459 (152 amino acids)
Source: RefSeq, a predicted model, not a curated record
AUGCCAGUGAAAUGUUGUUUCCACAGGUCAAACGUUGGGGAAACAAUGGCCUGGUCUGAGUCUGUGGAUACACUACUAGCUAAUAAAGACGGCUUGGCAGCUUUUAGGAUAUUUUUGAAGUCAGAGUUCAGCGAGGAGAAUGUGGAGUUCUGGCUGGCCUGCGAGGACUUCAAGAAAACCAAGUCCUCCACUAAAAUUGCCCCAAAAGCCCAAAAGAUUUAUUCUGACUUUAUACAAGCUGAUGCUCCAAAGGAGAUUAAUAUUGACUUCCAUACCAAAACCCACAUCUCUCAGAAUAUCUCCGAGCCCACCCUCAGCUGCUUUGAUGAUGCUCAGAGGUUAAUCUAUAGUCUCAUGGCAAAGGACUCUUUUCCCAGGUUUCUAAGGUCAGAAGCGUACAAGGAACUAGUAAAGAAGCAACAGAACGGAAAUCAGAAGAGAUGGCUCCCAUUUUUGUGA